Zychaea mexicana is the source of this 813-nucleotide messenger RNA. RefSeq lists its product as uncharacterized. Lineage: Eukaryota; Fungi; Mucoromycota; Mucoromycetes; Mucorales; Lichtheimiaceae. Bases 61 to 657 code for a protein of 198 amino acids. Gene Ontology annotation, biological process: iron-sulfur cluster assembly. Gene Ontology annotation, molecular function: 4 iron, 4 sulfur cluster binding; 2 iron, 2 sulfur cluster binding; iron ion binding. Gene Ontology annotation, cellular component: mitochondrion. The record is from RefSeq and is a predicted model, not a curated record. The transcript is spliced from 3 exons.
CCGUCCUUUCCUUUGCCUCUCUUUCUAUUUUUUUAAUAAAACCCACACACAAGCUUAGUAAUGCAACGAUCUAGGAUUUUAAUAAAUACUUUUGCACGUUCCAGUUGCGUCCGCAACACUAUCACUACACAGCAGUUUCGUGCACGAUCGUCUAGUCUACGACAACUUUGCCAACACCAUGAACGAUCACUUUACUCCUUGCGUCCAUUCUUGGCGACGCAUAAAUAUAGAGCAUUCAGCCAUUCAGCAAUACUUCGAGACGCAGCAACCGAUGGUGUGCAAUACAAGGCAGCCACGAUGGAGAAUGGAUUGACCAUUUCAGAUAAGGCCAUCAAGCAACUGAAAUAUAUUGCGGAACGUGACAAUGAUGACAGUUUGAUGCUACGGAUAUUGGUUGAUUCUGGCGGCUGCCACGGAUACCAAAACAAAUUGGAGUUGACGGAUACUGUCGAGGAAGAUGACACCGUUUUUGAGAGCGAAGGCGUCAAAGUCGUGGUGGAUUCCAUUUCGUUGCAGUUUGUUCGAGGAUCUACGGUUGAUUUUGUAGAAGAACUGAUUGGAUCAACGUUCCAGGUCAUCGAUAACCCGAACGCAAAAAACAGCUGUGGAUGCAAUAUCUCCUAUGACAUUGAUCUGGACAUGCUUACACAAAACUAAAGAGCACUCAGUCAUCAACUGAUGACCUAUACUUGUACAAAACAACCUUAUUAUAUACUCCUCCUCACUCCUCGACCUUCAGAUUGCUUCUCUCUUUUGACAAAAUAAGAACAAGAAGAAUAAUAAUCAUAAAGAGCGAUAUUAAAGACAUGGAUU